Molecule: messenger RNA, 2058 nt
Organism: Colletotrichum gloeosporioides
Lineage: Eukaryota; Fungi; Ascomycota; Sordariomycetes; Glomerellales; Glomerellaceae
Product: Xylanolytic transcriptional activator xlnR
Exons: 3
Coding region: 1-2058 (685 amino acids)
Biological process (GO): DNA-templated transcription
Molecular function (GO): zinc ion binding; DNA binding
Source: RefSeq, a predicted model, not a curated record
AUGUUAGGUGCUGCUUCAGCAGCAAGAACAACAUUACGAGAGCCAGAAGUGAACGGAAACCGGGCAUGUCGCUUCAAAUGCCUCGAGCCCAUCAUUCCCAUGCUACAAGGCAUCAUCGACGCCAAACUUGCAUGCGAGCUACUGGACCUCUACUUUGUCGAGCCUGGCGGGUCGCUAUUCCGAUGUUCCUCGCCUUAUGUUCUGGCCCAUAUUGUGAGAAAGGAAUCUCUACUCCGUUCCGCUAACCCCAGAAGGUCUACUCCAGCAUUGCUGAUCACGAUGCUGUGGGUCAGCGCUCAAACUGCCGAGAGCUCGCUCUUUCUUCUUCCUGGACAGAAGUCACGAGUCUGUGAAGAGUUGAGGAGGUUGAUGAUGGCUCUGAUUCAGGAUCGAGAUCCUGAUUUCUGGCAUAGGGCGACUGAGGGGCUGCUUAUAAAGGGCUUGAAGCUUUCUACAAAGGCUGCUAUGAUACCUGAUGACUUCGAUAAUGCGAAUAUGUACGAACAUGAGCGACCGUCAUCUAUGGCUUCGGAGCCACCCCCGGCCCCUUCAGUAGAUGAUGUGCUCACGUUUGUUCUCAUUACCAUUGUUGUUUCUGGUGGAGACUUCAAAGCGGAUUGUUUCCGAUGGUGGAACAAAGCACUAAGUUUAUCGCAUAAAAUGAGACUCAACCGAGAAGACGCAACACAAAAAAACAUGUCGUCAACGGAAUACUCCAUAUGUACCGGAGGAAGAACGAGCUCGACAUGCGCUUGCCGCUCUUGCGAGGCUGUACGCACAGGACUGUCAAUUGCGGAAAUUCAAGAAGAGCGCAGGCGGGCUUUCUGGUUAAUGUUUUGCCUUGAUCGACACCUGGCACUCUCCUUCAACUCUCCUCUACGUAUUCUAGACGACGAGUGUCAACUAUACGCACCUAUGCCAGAUAAGGCUUGGGAGUCAUCGUCGCUUCCAAAGAGUCCCAUUACCACGAAUCACGACCCGGAAGCCGUCAAUGGCACGCAACAGGAACAACACCAUCUGGUACGCAGUUUUGGUGCUCCGACUCGCGUCGUUGGCAUUGGCUUCUUUGAGUAUUUUUUACCCUUGAUGGCAAUCCUGGGCGACAUCAUUCAACUACACCGCCGGAAAAAUCACCCACGAUUUGGUAAUCUACACCAGUCGAAGAGCACUUCAACAAACGGCGUCAUCCAAGACAACCAGACACACGAAGGCCCUGGCUGUAACAUCGAAGGAGACCCGGCUUAUCUCAUGGUGGAACAGGUCAUGGCUGAAUGUGCACAGAGCAUUGUUGAUCUGGCGGUUCGGUACGAAGUUGACGCCCUCGAUAAUGCCGGGAUCCCAGCGAGCCAGGUCCGCACCCCAAACUCAACAGGUUUUGCUCCCAAUGACGAAGAGCAACAUGUCUCAAACAGCUCUCAUUCUCAAAGCAAUGUUAAUGACGCCACGAAUCAUCGUCACGAUAACGACACCACAUGCGCAAAUCAACACCAGAGAUCAACGACAACCCAACGUCACCAUGCACAGGCACAGCUUGUGACGGCAUACAGUACUUUCAUCAUUAACGUUCUGCAUGUUCUGUUACAUGGGAAAUGGGACGCCGUUUCUAUGUUAGAUAACAAGGAUGGCUGGAUACCCUCUGUGGGAUUCAUGAAGUGCGCUUCUCACGCUAUAGCUGCGUCCGAUGCUGUCUCACGCAUCUUAGCAUGCGACCCGGAGCUUUCCUUCAUGCCAUACCUCUUUGGAAUCUACCUUCUGCACGGCAGUUUCAUAUUGCUCUUGUUUGCCGAUCGCAUGCCUCAAAUCGGUCUUAACGAGUCUGUUGAGAGGGCUUGCGAGAUUAUCAUUCGUGCCCAUGAGGUCUGCGUGGUUACACUUAGCACUGAGUUCCAGGUGUUGAUUAAACCACCAUGCUUGCAGAAACAUUUCCGCAAAGUCCUGCGUUCUACUUUGUACAGCGUGCGAAGCGCGGGAACAUCUAGCGUGGAAGAAAGCAAAGCGCGUCGAAGAGCGCUGUCGCUGUACCGGUGGAAUAAUGGAUCAACGGGUUUGGCCUUGUAA